AUGCAAACGACUGUGACAGAUUUGGUUUGCCAUGCCCCUACUCAUGACCCCACCCCUGUCCCUGGCAAUGACCAAUCCCCAAAAAUUCAGUGGAGUGAGCUUCUGUACGUGUCGGACGAAAUCGCCCACCUGCGCCAGGUGAGCCACUGUCUGGCCGACUACGAACGGGUGCUGAGUCGGCUGGAGUUGGAGAACGCCCAGCUGAGGAACAUGGAGUCGGACUUGCUAGAGAGGGCCGAGGUCAGUGAGAGAGGCCUCAGGUUGGCAAGGGAGAGCCGCCGCCACAAGGACCAGGAGAUCCACGACUUGAGAGAGGCCAACUGGGUCCUGGCUCUCACCACCGACAGGCUGAGAAAGGCCUGCCGGGAGAAGGAUAGGUGUCUGGUGGAUUGCCAGAACAAGCAGAGUAGGAAGCCUGGGAGAAUGCUACCGUUUGUGGAGGAAGGGGAGAGGAGGUCAUUGCUGGGCCAUGGAAAUAAGAGAGGUGAGGAAAGUGAGGAAUGUGCUAUGCAGCCUCCAAAAUCGGUGGAGGAGAAAGGCUCUCUGCAUGAGAAGGGGGUGGGUGAGAAGGUGAAGCUCUACAGCAACUCUAUAGCAGACUACAGUCUUUACCUACAUCUCAAAAGGAGCGGCGGGGAUCCGUGCUUUGAGAUGCAGCUUCCAUUGAGUUCAGAGGGGCCAGCUGUGGCUCAAGUGUGCCUUCUUCUAAGACAACUAGAGACCGACGUCUACAGUCCGGGUAAGACUGAUGCAAGCAGGAACCAAGCCAUCUGGAACUUUGGUGCCAGCCUGGAGAAAUUGCAUAAAACAUUGAAAGGAGGAGAGAUAGACGAUGAAGUGGAAUAUGUGAUUAAGGAUGAUCAGAAAGGCUCUCCAUGCACUAAAGACAGUAUGGAGGAAGAAGCAGAAGAACUCGAGGAGUCUGAAUUCAUUGAAGAGGACUUUGUUGAGGCUGUUUAAGUGGACGACAUCUGUGAAACACUGUGACUGCAGAAAUAACUGUUUUUGAAGACAUGCAGAGAAAUAUGUCUUUCUUGACUCAUUCUCCUUUGAACACCAUCUUACUUCACUUCCACUUUACAACACGGGAGUGUAUUAUAAAGGCAAG
This is a messenger RNA of Oncorhynchus mykiss (rainbow trout), 1108 nucleotides long. The record is from RefSeq and is a predicted model, not a curated record. NCBI's taxonomy places the organism in Eukaryota, Metazoa, Chordata, Actinopteri, Salmoniformes, Salmonidae.